AUGAAUACACCCACCAAGUCUGGUGGUGAUAGGAGCAGAACUCCCGGUGCUACAACGCCUUUUCGUGAACGUGCGAUUGAAGAGAGAAGAUUGAAGGAUGAGCUACUCCUGAGUGCUACUCCCGGGCUGAAAAGGCUGUCAGACCCUCAAAGCGAUCAUGGAAUGGUUAUAAAUAAUCCUGAAGACGUUAAAUCAUACUUAAGAGACCUAAGUGCGGUGUUGGCAUUGCAGGACAGGAAAAACUUGACGCAAGUUUUGGCUAAUGAGGAAGAAUUGCCCUCUGACGAGACGUCAGAAUAUGCUGGCGAGGAGCAAGAAACUGUAGAUGAGUCUAGAAAUGAUUUGAGGGGAUCUGUAUUUAGUCAGUUAAAAUUGGGCGAACAUCGAUUGAAGGUUAGAAGGAUUCUGGAGCCGCUUGUUAUCGAGGAUACAGAUAUAACACAGGAAAACUAUGGCAAUGCUGUAGAAGUGAUUGAUGAGCCCGAGCCUGAGCCAGCUGACGUGGAAACACAAGAGAGUUCUAGUCCGGGAGGGCCCGUUGUAGACGAAGUGAUCCCAGAAGAGCUCGACCAACCGGAGCCUAUCGUAAUCGAUGAAUCCAGCUUUACAGAUUCAGAACCAGAAGAUGUGGAACCGCUUCCCAAGUUCCAAAUGAAGCAGUGCCUGAGGUCUUUCAUCGAUACAGAAGGCAUAGAAUUGAAGACACUGUCAUGGGCGGCUUUACAGAAAGCAUCAGAAACUCUGCUAAAGGGAAUGGCCGCGGAGCUGCUUGAUGAAGACAAAAGAAUUGUUCCUGAUAGACAAAAUAUACUUCAUGCGUUUGAAAAGUUCAAGGUGGUACCGAAGAAUUCAACUAACGAAGCUCUUUUCGAGAUUUGCUGCAAAUAUUUAACUUUGGAAGAUCUCAACGAUUUGGAGGCAGCAUUAUUUCUUUAA
Torulaspora delbrueckii is the source of this 936-nucleotide messenger RNA. RefSeq names its product centromere-binding protein CNN1 (gene CNN1). The record is from RefSeq and is a predicted model, not a curated record. NCBI's taxonomy places the organism in Eukaryota, Fungi, Ascomycota, Saccharomycetes, Saccharomycetales, Saccharomycetaceae. Bases 1 to 936 code for a protein of 311 amino acids. The transcript has a single exon.